AUUGGUGUAUCUUUGUUGCUUUAGAGAGCAAUUGGUCGUAUUAUUAUCUACUUUGGAUUUUUCCCAUGAUAAUCUGCAGUCAAGUCUUGGCAAAAAUCAGCAGAACGAAGUAUGGAGUUAUUUGUGUCAUGAGAAGAUUCACACAUAAGUAAUCCAGCCGGGUGGGACAAGAGGAUAGAUAGAGUCACUCGAUGACAACGAUGUCUAUAUCGGCACAGCGUGGUCCGUAUUUCUCAUUCGCUGAUCUUGGGAGCAAUAUUCCUUAUCGACGACAAUCAGUGCUCGUAGUGACAUCCACAACAUUGGUCGUUGCUACAGUAUUCAUUACAGCGAGACUAGUAAGCCGACUUGUCAUUGUGAGGAAAAUAACUUGGGACGACUAUUUUAUUGUGUUUGGAUGGCUUCUUGCAUUUGGGCUAACUUUUUCCGUUUGCUACGGUACCUCAAAAGGACUGGGCUUACGCGAUGCCAAUAUCCCAGAGGAGUGGAUGUACCCACUCAGGAAGUGCGAGUAUGCUUUUGCAAUAAUCUACAAUCCUGCUUUGAUGGCCACGAAAUCUUCCAUCCUAAUUUUGUACCUUCGGCUUUCUCGUAAUGCCCACAAAUUGCUGCGUGUAGCAUCAUGGGUCACACUUGCUGUGGUCAACAUCGCAGGCCUCGUCUUAACAUUCUUCAACGUCUUCCAAUGCCUACCAGUAUCCCAAGUCUUCGCUCCGGUCGGAACAUGUAUACCCCUGAUCACGUUGUACUUGGCAUCAGUGCCAGUGAAUGUUAUCACAGACAUCGCCAUCCUCGUCUUGCCGAUACCAGUUUUAACAGCAAUGCAGCUGCCACGCAAGCAAAAAAUGAUCUUGAUUGCAACCUUCGGCCUGGGUAUCUAUGUUAUAGCCACCGACGUUGUCCGUAUUUACUAUCUUCAACAAUCUUCGGGUCCAUCCAGCCCUACAACUUCACCCCUCCUCGGUAAUGAGAUUGACUUCUCUUACCACGCUUCAAUAUCGUUCAUGUGGAGUGUCGUGGAAGUCAAUCUAGGCAUUGUGUGUGCUUGCAUACCGACAAUGAAGCCGUUAAUUAGCAGGAUCCUGCCAGCACUUAUCGACAACAGCCGAGGAAGUUCUUGCUUUGGAAGUUUGUACAAAAGCUCCAACCAAGGAACCACUGCGAUUUCAUCACCCACGCCUGGAAAUGCUACCGGAGUAGCCUCUCCAAUCGCUCCACCGCCGUCAGCUUUGAUUUCGGCUACCGACAGCCUUCUUGUCUCCCGUGAUCGAUUCUCGUCGAAUGCAACAGAUUGGACGUUGACCGGGGAUGGUGGCCUCGACCCAGAAAACCACAUACCAGACUCGCGACGAGCCCUCCCAAAUGCUGGACUGGGCCUACAGGAAUCAGUUGCUUCACCAAAUGCGGAGUCAGAGAGAAUCAAUAGGGCGUCAACAACACUGGGAAGGACAGAAGCCGAGGUUUUCUUCGGGUUCAUCCAUCUUAGAGCACCAAGAAGUAUGCUUCGAGCUAGCGUGAGAGAUUCGAUAAAGUACUGCACACUGAUAUCAGUACUGUUCUUCAUAUGCGGAUUCUCACACGGUCUUUGGAACAAUCUCAACAACCAAGUUUCUAAGAUCGCUUCGAACAGCGAGGCUCGCACGUUGGGCUUGUACACAGCUUACUUUGGAUCUUAUGCUUUUGGUCCCAUUACUGUUGGCAGAUAUGUCCUGACAAGAUCAACCUUCAAGGCAACCUUCAUCACCGGCUUGUGUAUCUAUGGAACCGGUGUUUUCAUUUACUGGCCAGCAGAAGUACUCCUUUCCUAUCCAGGCUUCCUGGUCGCCAACUUCUUUGUCGGUUUCGGAAUCUCUAUCAUCGAGACAGCUGCAAACCCUUUUUUCGUCCUCUGUGGCGCUGCGUAUUAUGGCGAAAUACGUCUCCUUCUUGGUCAAAGUGUCGAGGCAGUUGGCAAACUGGUUGGGAUGGUCGCAGCCGAGAAAGGCCUAUGGCAUGAUGUCACGGACGGAACUUCACUUCUCUCCAUUCAAUGGCUCUAUCUCGCCAUCGCCUUGUUGAACGUCGUUCUGGCUCUAGCUUUGUACUACUUACCGCUGCCAGAAGCUACUGAUGAUGACUUGCAACUGCAAACCCAACCUGGCCUCCCGCAACUCAACCAAAUUUUCGCCGCCCUCGCCCAGUCUGAACAGAGAUUCCGUAGCAUCAAUGUGAGAGUCAUCUUCGUAACACUCUGUCUGGCAUUCUUCGCUCAAUUCCUCUGUUGCGGGGUCUUCGAGUCAAAUAAUCUCUUCCUGAACGAAACCCUCAACACACCCGAACUCAGUAUGACUUCUUUCAACUAUGGUAUUAUAGCCAAUGCGUCCACAGCAGGGGGUCGAUUAGUCUUCGCAGCCACUUGCAUCUUCCUGCCACCGCGCCUCGUCCUCCUGAUUUCUUUCGCCGGCGCUCUCAUCUUGUCUAUCCUGGUUUUAUCAAUCACCAACGUUGACCCGGAUACCACAGGCUGCCUCAUUGUCGCGCAGUUCUUCUUCCAAGGUCCUCUAUGGCCGCUGAUUUUUGCCACGGGGCUGCGACGUAUGGGACGGCGAAUGAAGAUGUCUGCCAUUAUAUUGACUAGCGCUACAACUGGUGCCGGGUUUCUUCCAUGGAUAUCUUUCCUGAUAAUUCAUCACGACAAACGAACAGGGCAGUAUGCGUAUUGCAUAACUAUUGCCUUCUUGGGCCUGGGGAUGCUGUACCCCAUCUACCUCUCUGUGGUCCCCAAAGCAAGAGAGCAAGUUGAUCGAGGAGAAAAACCGCAGCCAAGGAAUACAUCCAGAAGCAGUGGCAGCAACCGAAGUCCAGAGGAUAAUGGGUUUCCUCGGUACCCUGGAACCCCGCCAGCCAUCGUCGUGAACGGGGUACCGCCGGCGGUGCUUAGGCAAAGAAGGAUGAGUAGGAGAUUUAGCAGUCUCUCUACUUUAAUGAAGCAUGCCGUCAAACGAAGGAAUCCCAGCGUCGCGGAUCCUGGCAUAGAGUUUGUUGACACUGGACGUGUGACGGAAAGACGUGUGAAUAGGGACUGAAUCACUUUUCCAGUCACGAGUCACGGGUCUUGGACCAGUGUCGUCUGUGUCCUUCAAGAAGAGUGCUGAACUUUCCAUCAGGAAACCGGAGGACAA
Molecule: messenger RNA, 3161 nt
Organism: Hyaloscypha bicolor E
Lineage: Eukaryota; Fungi; Ascomycota; Leotiomycetes; Helotiales; Hyaloscyphaceae
Product: MFS general substrate transporter
Exons: 3
Coding region: 192-3065 (957 amino acids)
Source: RefSeq, a predicted model, not a curated record